ACGAAUGAGGAAAACGAUGGAGGCAACCAACAAUCACAGAAAGAAUUCAGCAUGUCGAAUUCCUUUUGCCUGUACAACAAAACAAUAAAUGUGCGCAUUAAAUAGCAUGGUGUUCUCAUGCUUCGAGCAUGGGAUAAUCUGGAAAGAUAAUCCAAGCAAAGAAAUAGAAACAAAACGUGCGCUUUAGCAACCAGUCGUGAAAAGGUAGAAGUCACGUGAUCGUCGAAGAAGCUACGAGCAGGUAUCCAAAUAAUUAUACAAAGUUUUUUCACUUAAAUUCUUCUGUAUUUGCUACAGAGUUUAUUUUGAUUUUCCAAUAGGAAAUAUAAACGCGGCUCCAACUGGAAUUAAAAACAAAGUCCUUUCUUUCAUCUCUGUUUGUGAAGGCGUAUCAUAAAAGCCACAGCACUGAGCCAAAAUUUCGACCUUAACUAAUCAUAUGAUUGAAUUGAGCUGAUUUUACUGACAAAAGUUGUCAGUCACUGACACAUUUUCGCAUAGUUUUUUUCGCUUUAAUUGCCAUGCUAUGCGGGAGGCCUUUAUAACUAGACACCUUUUCCUUCUUUUGUAUUUCCUUUCUCUCGGAAGCUCAAGUCAAAAUUCAAUCUUUUAGUUUAGUGAUAACAUAUAUAUUUUCUAAAAAUUGUGAUAUGAAUGCUGUGAAAAAUCACUUGAUUUUUUAAAAUUAACCAUCCAAUGCUCGACUUUUGGAAAAAGAAUUGUGCACAAACGAAUGACGUCACCACAGUCCAACCCCAAUCCCCCUCGACAAUAGAUAAAUCGCAGGGCUCCUCUACCCGUCUGCUACACGAACUCUCCCCCCGCCAUAGAAGAGAACCUACUAACCAGAAGGAAUUUGAAUAAUGCAAGAGGAGGAAGGAAAGAUCACAGCAAGACUUCAUAUGAUACUGUUUUGAGCAAACUGAAUCUUAUGGGCAAAUGAAUUUAGGUUUUUCCCCUAAUUGAAGACUAUAGAUUAAGACCAAUUGAGGUCAAGAGAAAACGACUGGAGGUAGGUUAAUAGCCCUUCAAACAAUGUCUUAAACACUUUAAAAAUAUGAAUUUAUUUCCUAACUCACUCUGACUUCAACGAUUCCAGUAUCAGCGCAUCACAAAAAGAAUAGAACCCGAAACGCGAAAAAACAAAAACGUUGCAUUAUUUUCUCUUCGUGUAUCAUAGUGACACAUGUAAAGAUUGAUACAUUAGCUGCCAACCCACCAAUAGAAUAUUCAGACGUGAGUCAAGAACACGACAGUUUCGGUCCCUUCACAAUCCCACGACACAAGAAAAGGACGAAAACAAACUUCAGAAGUUUCGACGUUUAGACAUUAUACACAAGUUAAAAGCUUGCUUUUACAAUAGCUCAAAGUGAAAUAAUAUGAACAUGACUAUAUAACUAACUCGUCUAUUAACCUUUUCAUUUUUACAUUCGAAAAUAGUAUUGUUUUUGACAAAACUGUGCAAAUAUUUUUCAUAAUUGCUUAAUUGUAUUUCGGUCGCCAUUAUUAAAAUUCGCUUCCGUUUGUUACUAAGGACUAUUUUGUUGCCCCUAAAUGCGCCUCAUUACUUACUGGAGCUACAAUAAUUAAUUGUCAAUAGAAUUAUGGGUGAUCAUUAAAUUUCUAGAAUGACAGUUUAAGACAUUCUUAUUGAAAAAGCCAAAUUGAAGUGCUAUUUCUUGAUAAAAAGAACUUAAAUAUUUUCAAUUUUUUAAUAACCGGAUAACAAAAUAAAUAUUUGUCUUCCGCAUAAACGCAAUAGGUUUAAUUUUGAAUGAAAGAUUGAGUUUCAGUUACGCAAAAAUGAAAUAGAUAUCAUGAAAUUUGGUAGACAUUCUCCUUUAUUGUGAGCCCUAUUUCCAAGUCUUGUAUCAGAUACAGACUUUUACCUUUGGCCAUUCUGGCAUAUGCAUCAGCAGGCUUAUCGCAUUUUACAACACUAAAGCCUUUUAUCGUAAAGAGCGUUUCCCUAAAACAAUGAUAAUAAUAAAAAUAUAAUUGGGUUGCGCACUCGUUGAAGAACCUCAUCAAAGACAAUGUGAAUUCGCUGUUUUUAUGCUCUCAACGCUGAAAGAUGCUUUAUUAACGCAUUUACAUCGCAGUAAAACAAUCUCAGACCCGGUGAUCCUGCGGCGUGACAUCCUUUUCCUGUGUGUGUGGGGGGGAGGGGGGGGGGGGGUGAUAGUGCAUGUGUGGGGAGCCAUUAAAUAUAUCUUCUUCGGAUGACAGGUGGGGUAGGGGUUGUGGCACAUACUUUUAUCUUUAAGAACAAAAAUUCAUUUUUCAUACACUCCCAGAACUUUCCACUACCUCAUUGUGGUGGGAAAAAUGGGAUAUCAACUUCUCCCUGAAUAUCGGUGCUCCCGGGAAAUCCCCCACCUUUUUGGCUUUCAACUAUCGCAAUUUAUCUAAUUUCUCAAUCUCUUUUUUCACUAGAUUUCUGCUAUCCCCUUUAAAUUUUACGUUUUUUCCACAAUUGAAAAUUUCUUUAAAGCAAAAAAAAAAAAAAAAAAAAAGAAAACUCGAAAUCGUUUAAAGGAUGUUAUAGUUAUACUGCAGCAAGUUCUACUGAAAUAGUCUCGAGUUGGCUAGAGUGCCACCCGACAAAACAUCCGGCAAAACAUCCUGAGAACACAAAAAUAGAUAACUCACCAUUUAAAUCUUUUGAUUACCCAAAAUUCCCUUCCCUCAAACCCAAAGGCAUCGAAUACCCUCAGGUCCAGGGAACCAUAAGAGCAUAUUCUACCCUAAAGUAACAGGGAGAUUAAUAGAGUGUUACUUGUGUCUUUUGGUCACCAUUUAGGCCUGACACUUAUAAUAAAUAUAUAUCCUUUUUUCAAUCACAACGAAAUAACGAAGGAGAGUUUAAAAAGAUUAAAAAUACGACAAGGUAUUUGAAAGGUUAUUAUUUUUUAUCGAACCAGCCUUAAGGCAAUUCACAGGCAAAUUAGAGCCGCGCUUAAAGAUGGACAUUCACUCAGAUCCGUCGAGUCUGCAAGCGGUGAUUGCUUUGAUUAGAAAAUGAACAGAAGAAAAAUGCAUAUUUCUUUGGGAUUAUGAGAUAAGCAUGUUUUGCCGGGGACUUAGAACAAAUUUAUUAAAGAGUCCUUUGAGUAAGCUUUACUCCGAAAAAACUGAUUACGAGGGAGUUUUUUUUAACGGAAAACGGCUAAGGUUAAGAUGAAUUUUAAUAAGCAAGUCAGAGUUAUACUUGCAGCGCCACUUUACAGCUCAAUAAUACAUUAAAAGCAUAGGAAAACUUCUGCUAUUUAUUUAUACUUUCAAGAACUACAUCUUAAGAUAUUUUAUUACAUUACAAAGUUGAAAAGUCAUCUUUAUUGAUAAAAAGCGUGAUUUAUUGUGGCGAUAUAUAUUGGCGUUCCUCGAACUUUUAUACUUAUUUGUAUUUUACCUUCUGUAUUCUAUCAGCUAGCUGUGCAUUGGCUUGUCAGAAGGGAAAUCUUUGGCUACUGAUAACAAAAAAACUUUAAGCACGACCACGGUGUGGGCGUGUUAUCGACUUGACCCUCGCCACAGCCACAUAAAAACACCACCCUUUAUAUUCAACUUUACCCUGCGUAGAAUAACUAUUAUAAAAUUGCUCAAAGCUGUGAGCUAUGAAAAUAUUAUGAAUAUAAUUCCGGUUUUGUUGAGCAAAAACUUGUUAGUAGCUCUCAUUGCCUUUAUCUCAGCUCCUAUUUGUACUCGCUAUCAGAAAGAGAUAACAUGGCGAAGUCACGAAAUGAGGUAGAAAGUUCAAGGCAAGCUUGUGGUACGAGUUGUGCCGAUGUGAACGGCUUGGGUUAUCACGACAUUUCGUUGCUAGGUAGGCGUUGUUAUUUGGGCGCAAAGCGGACAUCGAGGAAGAUAUAACAGACGUCAACUCACGAAAUGAGGCUAAGAACUGCCCAGCAACCUGGUGUGAUGGAGAGCGGGGAACUCAUCCUAAUUAUUCUCUACGCUCUCAUAGCAACCAUCGGUUUCCUAGGCAACCUGUUCGUCUGCUUUAUCAUUCUCCAGCACCGCCCAGUGCGCCGUCCAAUGAACUGGCUCUUUCUCAACCUGGCUAUAUCGGACAGUACCAUUCUCGUGUUUCUCGGCUUUAGGCAUAUUAUUACGCGCGCGGUGAGCCACCCUCAUGGUCCGACCGGUGACUACUUGUGCAAGUUCUUGACGGGUGGAAACAUCGCGUGGGUGGGCGCGGUCUCGUCCAUGUGCUCCCUGAUGUGCAUUGCCUUAGAAAGGUUCUUCAUGGUAUUCAAACCUACUCGUUAUCUCUCCCUGUUCCGCGUUGUUAUCGUCAAGAGAGUAAUUGGCCUCUCCUGGCUUUUCGGUUUACUUUUCAAUCUCCCGCUUUUCGUGGUCGCGCGAUUUGACGAAAAAAUCUCAUUCUGCUCAGAGACUUGGCCGACUUCGGUGGCUUCAAAGGUCUAUGCUACAAUAUGGCUGGCUGUAGUUGCGGUGAUUCCUGGAAUAUUCAUGGCGGUUUUGUAUUCGCAAAUCACAUACAAUUUGUGGAUCAAAAAGGCUCAACAGACCCUGCCGGACUCGCAGGGGGCGAUAUCGAGAGCGCGCAGGAAGAUCACGAAGAUCGUAGUGACUGUCAGUCUCAUCUACUGUAUAAGCUGGUUUCCGCCAUUAAUUGAUUACGUCAUGAUGGUAUUCGCGCCUGCGCAAAGGCACUUUGGGGAUACCCCACAUGUGGCAGCCGUGCUUAUGAUCGUUUUCAAUGCGUCCGUCAACCCACUCGUGUACACAUUCCAGAGCGAGACGUUUCGUAAGCAGAUCAAGGUGUCACUGUUUUGUCUGCGUGCCGAGAACACUGUCAAUCCCCUGGGGGAGGGGGAGCAUCUGCAAACAUGGGUUCCCCCGCUGCGCAAGGGGCAAGGACCGCUCUGCCCGGCGCCAGAGGAACGUGUGAAUGCUAUGUCCCGUACAGGAGUUGAUUAUAUGUUUCUAUGGCUGACGGGACCUUAAGUCACGGAUGAAGUACUGUGACGGGGUCAGGAGAGUCGUGGAUCAAUCCCUGAUUUAACUGCUAGUAUAUCGUGUGCUGUUCACAAUUGUCUGCAAGGAGUAGCAUUUUGUUGAUUAUAUGAUUGUGUCAACAUAGCUAUCCACAUGACCAUUGUAUUGGAAUCAUCGUCGUUAUUUUAUAUUGCAAACAAUAACAAAGGAAUGGCUGAGUAACACUCUGUAAUUUGGAGAACAGGAACGUCAAUCAUUGUGAUCUGUAACGUGUGGUGCUGGUCUGAUGAAGAGAACAAUUGACAUGUCAGCUCCUCUCUGAAUUAUUUCAAUGAAAUGACGCACAUGUGUUGGAAUGGUGAUUAUACAUCAGAAUAGCAUCGAGCUAGAGACUCCUGAGGAACUGAAAUGUAAAAUUACAUACUCUUUUAUGCACAAUAGACUGCAUUAUGUUAACCGCAUUUCAAGGAAAUGUUUCGGCCUCUUGCAAUGAAAUUUAGUGUGUGUAUGUGUAUGUGUGAAAAAAGGAGGGAGGGUUGGUGGUGGUUAUUACCAUUACUCGGCGUCUAGUUAUCUUUACUUGAAUUAUCGUCUUACCUUAGAAAGAUUUUUGGGCUGAAUAUUCAAGGGAAGUGCUCAUUCAGUCAUCUGUUUACCCUCGACGUACACUAUACUCCCUAGCAAGUUUGUCCAAGAUGAAGCACACUAUCCUCUGUGAGGGUGUAACUAGGAUCUAACGAGUCAUUCUGCUACAGGUAGUAGAAUGGGUGGAAUGGCCUUCAUUCCAUUCCGGAAUGGGAACGCGGGGAUAAACGAACGCGCGUUUUUUUCUAUUCUAAUAAUUCUCAUUCCGGAAUCACGAGUAAAAAAACGCGCCCUAAGUUCGUCUGAAAUUAGACAUAGAGCAAAGAAAGGCAUAAAGUAAAGCAAUAAUAAAAAUUAUACCAUUGCAAAA
This is a messenger RNA of Nematostella vectensis (starlet sea anemone), 5923 nucleotides long. Its product is annotated as somatostatin receptor type 5. Bases 3892 to 4977 code for a protein of 361 amino acids. Gene Ontology annotation, molecular function: G protein-coupled receptor activity. Lineage: Eukaryota; Metazoa; Cnidaria; Anthozoa; Actiniaria; Edwardsiidae. Gene Ontology annotation, biological process: G protein-coupled receptor signaling pathway. The record is from RefSeq and is a predicted model, not a curated record. The transcript has 2 exons. Gene Ontology annotation, cellular component: membrane.